ACACAGAUCAUAACAAGUUUUAGAAUCUGGGUUCCAUUUUUGACUUGAAAGACGUAUCUGAUCGAACUCAGCCGAUUGUUAAUCUGGAAAAGAAGAAUGUCUAAAGAGCCCAAAAUUCAGAUUCCAAGAGUUAAAUUGGGAAAUCAAGGAUUAGAGGUUUCCAAGUUAGGGUUUGGAUGUUGCGGCCUUAGUGGAACUUACAAUGAUCCUCUCCCAGAGGAAGUUGGAAUUUCAGUCAUUAUGGAAGCUUUUAAUAGGGGAAUUACCUUUUUUGAUACAUCUAAUGCAUACGGACCCAAGACUAAUGAAAUUCUGAUCGGAAAGGCCUUGAAGCAAUUGCCCAGAGAUGAAAUCCAGCUUGCUACCAAAUUUGGUAUUGUUAACGUUGCUGCCAGUGGUUUUCAAGUUAAUGGCUCCCCUGAAUAUGUAAGGAAGUGUUGUGAAGCUAGUCUUAAGCGUCUUGAUGUGGACUACAUUGAUCUGUAUUAUCAGCACCGAGUGGACAAAUCCGUACCAAUAGAGGACACUAUGGGGGAACUUAUGAAGUUAGUGGAAGAGGGAAAGAUAAAGUAUAUUGGAUUAUCUGAAGCUAGUCCGGAUACAAUAAGAAGGGCACAUGCUGUUCAUCCAAUCACAGCAGUACAAAUGGAAUGGUCUUUGUGGACUCGUGAUAUCAAAGAAGAGAUAGUCCCACUUUGCAGGGAACUUGGCAUUGCAAUAGUAGCUUACAGCCCUCUUGGUCGUGGUUUUUUUGGUGGCAAGGCUGUUACAGAAAGCAUUCCUGCAAAUAGUUUCUUGGUAUUUCAAGUUUUGGUUUUUAAAGAAACCUUCCCGCAAAACAGGAAUGAAACUGGACAUCCAAGGUUCACUGGUGAGAAUUUAGAGAAGAACAGAGUGCUUUACAAGAGAGUUGCUAACUUGGCUUCUAAGCAUGGCUGCACUCCAGCUCAAUUAGCUUUGUCUUGGGUUCUCCAUCAAGGGGAUGAUGUGGUUCCAAUCCCAGGGACAACAAAGCUUAAGAAUCUAGAUGAAAAUAUUGGCUCCUUGGCAGUGAAGCUGACGGGAGACGAUGUCGAAGAGAUUACUGAUGCUGUGCCUAUUGAUGAAGUAUCAGGUGCUAGAAUCUAUGAGAAAAUAAACUUACACUCAUGGCAGUUUGCAAAUACACCUGCUAAACAUAGCAACAUUGUGGCAUAGGAUGUGACUGAGCCAAUCACAACUGUCUUUAGCCAUAUUAAGAGAUUUUAAAUCCUUAAUUGUAUAUGUUCUACUUAUAAUUUACUCCUCCUU
Molecule: messenger RNA, 1290 nt
Organism: Telopea speciosissima
Lineage: Eukaryota; Viridiplantae; Streptophyta; Magnoliopsida; Proteales; Proteaceae
Product: perakine reductase-like
Exons: 7
Coding region: 97-1197 (366 amino acids)
Cellular component (GO): cytoplasm
Source: RefSeq, a predicted model, not a curated record